Molecule: messenger RNA, 1790 nt
Organism: Salvia splendens (bonfire salvia)
Lineage: Eukaryota; Viridiplantae; Streptophyta; Magnoliopsida; Lamiales; Lamiaceae
Product: ACT domain-containing protein ACR2
Exons: 7
Coding region: 411-1661 (416 amino acids)
Source: RefSeq, a predicted model, not a curated record
CAUCAAUAUAAACCUCUCAUUAAUCGCAUCCAAAUGCAACAUAUCCUGGAAUCAUUUUAUCUAGAAAGAAAAGAAAAAAAAAAGAAAACAGCAAUCUUUGCAGUUGAUUUGAUUGCAGUUUCAUUAUGUGGGAAUUGGUGGUUGUUGUAGAUGAUGAUGGGAUUGAGCUAUGCUCAUUUGCUUCAUGCAAACCUCUCCUCUCAUCAAGAACUGGAGAUUUAACUCCUUUUGAUUGAAAAAAAAUUGAAGCCACAAACAUAAAAUCUGAGAGUUUGCUCCCCUUAUUUUGAUCCUGAUUUUCACAACCUUCCAGAGAGGAUUCAUGGGCCAGCUUUUAGAGUGAAUGUGGACAAUGAAAGCUUAGAAGAUUGCACAAUUGUUAAGGUUAGUGUAGUGCAGUUGCAAUUUUUAUGAAGAGAGAGAAAGAAUUUGGUUAUGGAUGGGAUGGAAAUGGACAGAUUGACUGUGUGAACAAGCAAAGCCUCUUGUUGGAUGUGGUGCAAGCUCUAACUGAUUUGAACCUCACCAUAUCUAAAGGCUACAUCUCUUGUGAUGCUGGCUGUUUCUUGGAUGUUUUUCAUGUGAAAAAUGAACUGGGCUUCAAGGUGACUGAUCAAAGAGUGAUCAACUACAUCCAGCAGGCUGUGAGCGCGGGGAAAGCCUCUAGCUCGAAGGCAGUCAGCCGCGGGGAGGCUCAGGCGAUAGAGAUGACAGGUAAGGACCGCCCGGGGCUGUUUUCCGAGAUCUCAGCAGCACUGGCUGACAUGGGGUGCAACAUCGUGGAGGCGCACGCGUGGAGCCACAACGCGCUCCUGGCUUGCAUCGCCUACAUAUCAGAUCAGUCUGUGGACACCCCCAUCGAUGACCACAGGCUCCACGCCAUCGAGGACCACCUGACCACAGUCCUCCGCGCCACCACUGCCAUGGAGGAGGAUAGUACUGCCAGCCACCAGGAGGUGAAGCCAGCGGCCGGGCUCCCCAAGGGGGAGCUGAGCAGCACCACCAGAGUGGAGCGGCGCCUCCACCAGCUCAUGCUAUCCAUGCGCGACUUUGACAACCCAACGAGCUCUCGGAGGACGAGUGUGUCCAUUGAGAGGUGCAUUGAGAAGGGCUACUCAAUUUUCACCAUCCAAUGCAAGGACAGGAGAAGGCUAAUGUUUGACACUGUCUGCACACUUAUUGAUAUGCAAUAUGUCAUCUUUCAUGCCUCAGUAGAUGCUUGCAGAGGCUUUGCAUACCAAGAGUACUUUGUGAGACACGCGGACGGGCGAGCAUUCAACACGGAGAGUGAGAAAGACAGAGUCAUAAAAUGCUUAGAGGCCGCGAUAGAACGAAGGGUCUGUGAGGGGGUUCGUGUGGAGCUGUGCGCGUACAGCAGGGUGGGACUGCUUUCGCACAUAACACGGGUGCUUAGGGAGAACGGGCUAGCAGUGGUGAGAGCAGACAUCGCGACACAAGGAGAGAAAUCAGUGAAUGCAUUCUAUGUGAGGGAUAUCUCAGGGAACCAUGUGGAUUUGGAGUUCAUCAAGUCCAUGAAGAGAGAGAUGGGUGCAAUAGAUCUUGCAGUGAUGGAUGAUGACAAAGCCAUUCCCACACCAACUCAAUGGCCUAAGUUCUCGAUUGGGGACAUAUUCGAACGCCUCUCCCGCGCCAUCAAAUGAUCAUGUACAUACACAGAUAAGUAGCUUAACACACUCUCAGCUGUACUACAAAAGAAUUGGACUGUAUAUAUAUAGACUAUAGUAGUAGUUUUGCUUAUCAAAAGCGUAGGUUUAACCGCCUAAGCCAAA